CACAGUAGAACUAAGUAUUAUCUAGGUCAUCCCUGACAGGUCUUUGUCUAAACUGCUCUUAAAAAUCCAAUGGCAGGGAUUCUACAAGCUCCGUGGGUGAUUUAUUCCAGUGCUUAACUACAUUGACAGUUAGGAAGUUUUCCCCCUAUUGGAACGAUCCAAGGAUUAAAGCUGGUGCACAUGAAACCAAGCAGCUGAGGUUCCCUGAUGUCCAAGUGGCCCCCAAGGGAAUGUGCAGACAUGCUUCAUAAAGAGAGUUGCCACCCUGUCUGAACAGACACUGCCUGCUGCCUGUGCAACCUCUCCGAUGACUCCUUGUCCUUUAGGAUGAAGACCUCUGGCAGCUCCCCAUCUAGCAUUGGGUGUUCUGUGCAGAGGCAGAGGACUCAGCCGGGCUGUCGGGGUGACUCAGUGAAGGGGCUGGAGGGCAGGCAGCGCUAGGUAGCUUGGGAUCCUCUCCAUUACAUAUACCCAUGCUCCACGGAAGAAAAGUUCAAAACUCCUCAGACCUACCCAGUACAUCAUGUCAGCUGUCAAUGACACCAAAUUCACAUCUGCUGUGUUCCUUCUCACCGGGAUAUCUGAGCAGGAAGACGUCCAUCUCUGGAUCUCUAUCCCCUUCUGCUUAAUAUAUGUUAUUUCGAUAGUAGGAAAUUCAGUCAUUCUGUUCAUUAUAAAAACAGAUCCAAGCCUCCAUGAGCCCAUGUACAUUUUCCUUUCCAUGUUGGCCAUCUCAGACCUUGGCUUAUCGAUAGCCACCAUGCCGACGAUACUGGGCAUAUACUUGUUUAACUCUAGGGAAAUCAGCCUAGACUCAUGUUUUGCCCAGCUGUUCUUCAUCCAUUCUCUUUCAUUCAUUGAAUCCUCUGUGCUCUUGUUGAUGGCCUUUGACCGCUUCAUCGCAAUCUGUAACCCACUGAGAUAUGCUUCCAUCUUAACGCCAUCGAGAAUAGCUAAAAUGGGACUGGUGCUUCUGCUAAGAGGGGUGGCCUUAGCAUUCCCACUCCCCUUUCUCCUGAAACGGUUCCGAUACUGUCAAGCCAAUGUCCUCUCCCAUUCCUACUGCCUGCAUCAGGAGGUCAUGAAGAUGGCUUGUUCGGACAUCACAGUCAACAGCAUCUAUGGCUUGUUCAUAAUAGUCUCCACGGUGGGGUUGGACUCACUUCUCAUCCUGCUAUCUUACGUGAUGAUCCUCAAAACAGUGCUUAGCAUCACAUCCCACGCAGAGUGCCUCAGAGCCCUGAGCACCUGCAUCUCCCAUGUCUGUGCCGUCCUGGUCUUCUACAUGCCAGUGAUUGGCCUUUCUCUGAUACACAGAUUUGGAAAUAGCUCUUCUCACUUGCUUCAGAUUCUCCUGGGCUAUGUCUACCUGCUGGUCCCGCCCCUGAUGAACCCAAUCGUGUACAGCAUGAAAAGCAAACACCUUCGCGCGAGGAUAAUCAAGGUGUUCAUCAAGUAA
Mauremys reevesii (Reeves's turtle) is the source of this 1459-nucleotide messenger RNA. RefSeq names its product olfactory receptor 51G2-like. Bases 524 to 1459 code for a protein of 311 amino acids. Gene Ontology annotation, cellular component: membrane. Gene Ontology annotation, molecular function: olfactory receptor activity; G protein-coupled receptor activity. Gene Ontology annotation, biological process: G protein-coupled receptor signaling pathway. The transcript has 3 exons. The record is from RefSeq and is a predicted model, not a curated record. NCBI's taxonomy places the organism in Eukaryota, Metazoa, Chordata, Testudines, Geoemydidae.